GUGAGAAUGGAGCCAUGUAAAAGAAGUGGUAAUACAAAAGAACACAAUUAGAAGAAUGAAUGCAGAUUAUAAGUGAUCAAAAUCAGACCUUCUUCAAUGAAUUCUUUCUCCUUGGAUUUCAGAAUCUCCAAAAUUUCAGGAUUCCAGUCUUCAUUCUCAUUCUUAUAAUAUAUGCCAUCAUAAUGAGCGGAAAUAUUAUCAUUGUCUUUUUGGUGUCCAAGAGUCACACCUUACAUUCCCCCAUGUACUUUUUCCUCUGUCAUUUGUCAUUGUGUGAUAUCUUAUUUACCUCAAACAUUGUGCCCACCAUGCUUCAUGUUAUAUUGAAAGAAGGCAGUUCUAUUUCCCACUUCUGUUGCCUCACCCAACUUCAGAUUUUUGGUUCCUGUGGUACUGCAGAGUGCUAUAUUCUCACUGUAAUGUCUUAUGACCGAUAUUUAGCUAUUUGUGACCCACUGCAUUACUCUACUGUCAUGGACUUUAAAAGGUGCAUUAGUCUUGUUGCAUUGUCCUGGUCAUUUGGCUUUCUGUUUGCUUUAAUUUCACGUGUCUUGCUUGGUGGUUUACAGUUCUGUCAUCUUAAUAUUAUUGACCACUUCUUCUGUGAUUUCCUUCCUCUAUUAGAGCUUUCCUGUUCGGAUACAUUUAUAGUUGAAAUGGAAGCUUUCAUGGUUAUUCCAUUUAUUGUUCUCUUCCCAUUUGUAUUUGUCAUUGUCACGUAUGUCUAUAUCUUCUUCACCAUCUUCGGCAUCUCCUCCACUACUGGGAGACAGAAAGCCUUAUCCACGUGCAGCUCUCAUUUGACAGUUGUGUGCUUAUUUUAUGGGACACUAAUUAGUAUCUAUCUCAGUCCAUCCAGAGGAAAUGCAUUAAAUAUAAACAAGUUCACUUCUCUUUUUUACACUGUGGUGACCCCAUUGUUUAACCCCAUUAUUUAUAGCAUGAGAAAUAAAGAAAUUAGAAAAGCAGUUCAUGUAUUAUUUAGGGAAAAACGGGUACGUUCAAUGUUUUCUGAAUCUUAGAGAAGAUAUCUCUCACAUCAUAGAAGCGUAUAGAACAAUAUGGCUCCAA
This is a messenger RNA of Pelobates fuscus (common spadefoot toad), 1071 nucleotides long. RefSeq names its product olfactory receptor 11L1-like. NCBI's taxonomy places the organism in Eukaryota, Metazoa, Chordata, Amphibia, Anura, Pelobatidae. Gene Ontology annotation, cellular component: membrane. The record is from RefSeq and is a predicted model, not a curated record. Bases 60 to 1022 code for a protein of 320 amino acids. Gene Ontology annotation, biological process: G protein-coupled receptor signaling pathway. The transcript has 2 exons. Gene Ontology annotation, molecular function: G protein-coupled receptor activity; olfactory receptor activity.